AUGUUCAAGUUAACAUCAAAUACAACUACUAGUAGCAGCGGCGGCGGCGGUCAAGCUUCAACACCAGAUAGACCUCUUACCGAGGCGUCGCUUCGACAAUUGCGAUACCAACGUGAACGAUACUGGAGUGAAAAGGGCAUACAAGCAUGGAUCGACAGAUUAUACGAAGAAGCCGAUGUAUAUAUAAGGUUACAAAAAGAAAAGGAAGAGGCUGAAGCAGCUGCAAACGCAUCUGGCAACAUUGAAUCAUCAUCAUCAGAUACAUCGACUACUACCACUACCAAUAAUAACAUUACGACUGAAGAUCGCAGUAAUAUUAUCGAAUACAAUAAUACUGACAAAAAUGUAAAUAGUAAAGCUCAUAUGGAUAUUGAUAAUCAAUAA
This is a messenger RNA of Cavenderia fasciculata, 384 nucleotides long. RefSeq lists its product as uncharacterized. The record is from RefSeq and is a predicted model, not a curated record. Bases 1 to 384 code for a protein of 127 amino acids. The transcript has a single exon. Lineage: Eukaryota; Evosea; Eumycetozoa; Acytosteliales; Cavenderiaceae.